Messenger RNA from Ceratosolen solmsi marchali, 1335 nucleotides. It is a transcript of the gene Ant, whose product is annotated as ADP/ATP translocase. Gene Ontology annotation, biological process: mitochondrial ADP transmembrane transport; mitochondrial ATP transmembrane transport; negative regulation of mitochondrial outer membrane permeabilization involved in apoptotic signaling pathway. The record is from RefSeq and is a predicted model, not a curated record. The coding region runs from base 123 to 1025 and encodes 300 amino acids. The transcript has 4 exons. Lineage: Eukaryota; Metazoa; Arthropoda; Insecta; Hymenoptera; Agaonidae. Gene Ontology annotation, molecular function: ATP:ADP antiporter activity. Gene Ontology annotation, cellular component: mitochondrial inner membrane.
AAAGAACUUUGCCUCGCUCACUCGUCGUCCGGCGCGCGUUCGAUAUAGGAGUCAAGACUUUCCUCUAUUCCUCUUUUUAACCCGUUUUUAACUCUUCUCACGUCAACCACCUAACUCACAAAAUGUCUAGUCUAACAGAUCCUGUGGCAUUCGCCAAAGAUUUUCUUGCCGGUGGAAUUGCCGCUGCCGUUUCUAAAACCGCUGUAGCGCCUAUUGAGCGUGUUAAAUUGUUGCUCCAAGUUCAGCAUAUCUCCAAGCAAAUCGCUGAGGACAAGCGCUACAAAGGUAUGGUUGAUUGCUUCAUUCGUAUUCCCAGGGAACAAGGUUUUUUCAGUUUUUGGCGUGGAAACUUGGCCAACGUCAUCCGUUAUUUUCCCACUCAGGCACUUAAUUUCGCGUUCAAAGACAAGUAUAAAUCAGUAUUCCUUGGUGGAGUUGACAAAAAUACUCAAUUUGGACGUUACUUUCUUGGUAACCUAGCAUCUGGUGGUGCUGCAGGAGCUACAUCUUUGUGCUUUGUUUAUCCACUUGACUUUGCCAGAACCAGACUGGCUGCCGAUGUUGGUAAAGCUGGUGGAGAACGAGAAUUUACAGGUCUUGGAAACUGUUUGAAAAAGAUUUUCGUAUCUGAUGGUCUCUCAGGACUCUAUAGAGGAUUUGGUGUAUCAGUCCAAGGUAUCAUUAUCUAUCGCGCAUCGUAUUUCGGUUUCUACGAUACCGCUCGUGGCAUGCUUCCAGAUCCGAAGAAAACUCCAUUCCUUGUUUCUUGGGGUAUUGCACAGGUCGUCACAACCGUUGCCGGCAUCAUUUCAUAUCCUUUUGAUACCGUUCGUAGACGUAUGAUGAUGCAGUCCGGUCGUGCGAAAUCGGAAAUUCUGUACACAAGUACUGCUAACUGCUGGGCAACCAUCUAUAAAAGUGAAGGUAGUGGUGCCUUUUUCAAGGGUGCUUUCUCCAACGUUCUUCGUGGUACUGGUGGUGCUCUUGUACUUGUUCUUUAUGAUGAAAUCAAGAAUCUUCUUUAAGCUUUAACAAUGCAAAUAAAAAUAAUUAAACUAACAGGAACAAAAUUACCAUCAGAUAAUCUAUACCACUGAGAAGCGUUAAGAAAUUUAAAAAAAAAUGUAUAAACCAACUAUAAAACGGUCUUCACGUCAUAAUUACACAUCACUAUAUAUAUAUAUAUAUAUAUAUAUAUAUAUAUAUAUGAUAGAAAAUGUAAAAAAUGUGAAAAUGUUACACUCCAUAAUAUAAAACCGCCCUACAUUUCAAUUCCAUAUCAUUGUACCCUACAUAUAAAAGUAUAACAAAUAUUUAAAAAAAAAAUAUCUUGAA